GAGAAAGGAGUGGGACUGAUGACCAAGCGCGAACCCGAGAUCGGCUCCAAUUAUCGACCAACUUCUCGAUUAAAGCGUCGCACAGGUCAAAGUACAUCUAUUAUUCAUUAAUCGAGAGCUGUGUCUAGCGCUCAGGGAAGAUAGUUCGCGGCCAAUCCAUUCCAAGCGGGACUGAAGAGCCGACUUGCCGGGGUAUCCAGCAACUGGACGAACUCUUACAAAUGAACCCAGAUUUCUGACUCUGCUGAGCAGAUGCAUUGCCGGUGAGGAUGGACCUGUACAGAAGCUGUUUCAGUGGGAGGUCACGGUCCCUGUUGGCGUCACUAUCGCUCCUGGCUGUGUGCUACCCUCUCCUGCUAUUCCCGGCCUACCAGAAGCAGCGGGAUAUGCGGGGGGAUUACAGCAUGUGGACCGGCAGCAUCGCGCAGCUCCACAACAGAAGUCAAAGGAUCGUCUCCAGCCCGUGCAAGUCAAACUUCAGCCGGUCCAAGCUCUCCGAGCUGUAUCCCGGGAAACCGCUCCACAGAAUCCCCGUGUUUGUGGGACAAGGCUCCAGCCCGCUCUUCGGCAGCGGAACUUACGGGCCUCCGUUCGGGUUCCGCGGCUGUGAGGAACAGCUUCAGAAGGCGGCCGAGUUGCUGCCGCGAUCUUCCGGGGGGAUUCCGAAGGAACUGGUGCCGUCGGGCUGCAAGAAGUGCAUCGUGGUGGGCAAUGGGGGCAUCCUGGCCGGCAGCAGACUGGGUCCUUACAUCGACCGGCACAGCAUCAUCAUCAGAAUGAAUAACGGGCCAGUGUCAGAUUACGCCCACGACGUGGGCACGAAGACAACUCUGCGCAUUGUGUAUCCAGAGGGUGCUCUCAAAUUACCUCAGGAGUAUGACCCGGACUCGUUGUUGGUGGUGGCGCCGUUCAAAUGCACAGACCUUGCUUGGUUAAGGGCGAUGGUCCGAAAGGAGCCACUGAGCCUUUGGCAGAAGAUAUGGUUUUGGCAAUCGGUGCCCGAGCUGAUCCCUUUGGAACCGCACAAUUAUCGGAUCCUAAAUCUGGAUAUCAUUAAGGAAACAGCAAUAAACUACCUGGGCUUUCCAGAACCAACCUCUAUCUGGUGGAGGUGGAAUCAGGAAGUGCUGAUUGGGAAUGGCAUACGACAUUACACCACCAUGUCAUAAGGAAAGCUAAUUAGGCAAGUUCAUCCCGGCUCCUGUGCUUUUCCUUUCGAUUAGUUUCUGGAGGUACAAAACAUCUAGGACCAGAGUGCACAGCCUUGGAAAUGAGGGACAGCCAUUUAGAACAAAGGUGAGCAAACAGUUCUUUAAGCAGAAGGCGGCAAAUCUGUGGCAUUCAUUACCAUGUGUGGCUGUGCAGGCCAAGUCAUUGGGUAUAUUUGAGGCAGAUGUCGAUGGGUUCUUGAAUACUCAGGGCGUCAAAGGUUGCAGGGAGAAGGCAAGAAAAUGGGGGUGAGAGGAAUAAAAAAUCAACCAUGACGGAAUGGUGGAGCAGACUCGACGGGCUGAAUGGCCCACUCCUGCUCCUUUGUCUUGUGGUAUUAUGGUAAUGGCACUUACCUGCUGGACCCAGGAUUGAUCCGCUGAAAUGGUAACACUGAGGAAUUUAAAAUUGCUGAACCUCUCCACAUCUAAUUCCUCCAAUGAGGACCUCUGGUUUCCUACUCCUGAAGUCACCAAUCAGCUCCUUGGUCUUGCUGACUUUGACCGAGGGGGUAUUGUUCUGGCACCACUCAGCCAAUAUGCUGGUUCAUCACCUCCUUCGAUUUGGCCAACAACAGUGGUGUCAUCAGGGAAGUGAGUAGAGCAGAGAUUAGUCCGACAGCCUUGUGGUGCACGUGUGCUGAUUGUGGAGAAGAAUUUGCCCAUCCAAACUGACUGGGGUCUGCAACUGAGGAUCCAGUUGCACAAGGCGGUAUUGUGGCCUAGGUCUUGAAACUUAUUGAUUAGUUUUGAGCGGCUGAUGGCAUUGAAUACUGAAUUGUAGUGAAUGAAGAACAUCCAGAUCUAUACAUCUUCACCGUCCAGAUGCUCCAGGGCUGAAUGAAGAACCAAUUAAGUGGCAUCUGUUGUUGAUCUGUUGUGAUGGUAGGCAAACUGGAGCAGAUCCAAGUCACUUCUCGGGCAGGAAUCAAUAUAUUUCAGCUUCUUAAAGCACUUCAUCGCAGUAGAUGUAACUAUCACUGGCUGAUAGUUAUUGAGGCAGGUUUCCAUGUCCUUCUUAAGCACUGGCAUAAUUGAAGCCUGCCUGAAGCAGAUGGGUCCCUCAGUGAGAGGUGAACAUUCCAGCCUCUUUAUCAUCAUCGGUCUUUCGUACUUGGCCAGGUGCCCCGUCUGGACUGAGUGCUUUCCGUGGGUUCACCCUCUUGAAGAUGCCCUCACGCUGGCCUCAGAGACGGGAACCACAGGGUCAUCGGGCUGUGGGCGUCCAUGCUUUCGUGGUGGAAGUGAGCAGAGAGGGCAUUGAGCUCAUCUGGGAGCGAAACCUCGUUGUCACCUACGUGGCUUGGUUUCACUUUGCAGGAGGUGACCUGCCACAGCUGUCGGGCACCCUUCAGUGAUUCAGUUUGGCUUGCAGUUGGCACCACCUGUGAGAUGAUUUUCCGGAGACUGUACCUGUACCUGUACUUUACUUGGUUGCUAGUCCUGAAUGCCAUUGAUCUAGCCCUCAGCAGCUUGUGUGAUCUCAAGGUAGAUGCGGGACUUCUGAGUGGGGAAAUAUCUGAAUGAUUUUGUGGAGGUACACUUGUGCCCGACUGUUUCUAUAAAGUCUGUGGCACCGUCAAGUCAUUCAGGUCCUCCGAGUCUUUGAACACGGCCCAGACCACCAACUCAGAGCAAUCCCCAUAGUUGCUCCUCUGCCUUCUGUGACCGCCUCUUCACUGUCUGUACUUCUGGAGCCUUUAUCUUUUAGCCCCUGUCUGUGUGCAGGCAGGAGGAAGACAACCAGCUGGUCAGAUUUUCCAAAGUACAGUCUAGGCAGGGAAUCAGGCUGCCAUUCCUAAUUAUAGUAUAGUUGUGGUCAAGUGUGUUGGGACCCCUGGUGCUGCAGGUCAUAUGUUGAAGAUAACUGGGCAGGUGUUUCUUCAUAUGGCCCUGACUGGAGACCCCGACAAUGAUUUGAAAAGUGUUAGAGUAGGCUGUUUCUUGUUUGCUGAUAGUGGCACUCAGUACCUUGAUUGCCGGUGUAACAUGAGCUUUGGUGGUAUGUAAGCUGUGGUCAGGAUUACAGAGGAGAAUUCUCUUGGUCAGUAAAGUGGCCAGCACUUAAUCGGGGAACAAGAGUGCGUCAAUACCGCAGCGUCUGAGUACCACAAGGAGCUUGUCAUGAAACACAGAUGCCCCACCUUUAGCCUUCUCUGAAUCUGCAGUCCAGUCCAUCCUGUGUAUUGAGAAGUCCUUGGGUUUGACUGGCAUGUCUGUCAUGUCUAGAGCGAGCCACGUCUCUGUGAAAUACAGAACACAGCAAUUCCUCUUUUCCCUCCGAUGCAGCAAUCUUGCCCUUAGGUCCUCAGUCUCGCUCUCCAGCGACUGUACAUCUGCUAACAAGAUGCGGGCUACAGGAAGUUUAAUACUCCUUCAUUUUAGUCUGGCUCAGAGUCUCCCCUCCUCCCUCUCUUUCAGCCAUGACAAUUUUCCUUUGUCUAUUUAAAGGUGCUGUACCUGCAUUCUUGAGAGUUAAGUCUGCUGAGUUAUUCAAAAGGUUGUGAAAUUGCUAGUUCAUUAAGAUGGUUCAAAAGUACACUGCUUAAAAAAAAAUUACAGAUUGCAGAUCACAGUGUCAGUUCCUCCAGUUGAACUGUCUUUGUGUGUGUUUCCCCCUAGCUGUCAGUCUGUGGUUUUGUAUUGCCAUGUGCUCCUGUCUCCGCCCCUGCUCUACUCCGGCCCCUGUAUCACCGAGUACUCCAUCUCUCAUCCGUUUCUCACUGUUACCUGUAUUGCUGCCUCCUGUGUCUCAUAGUGCUCCUCCUAUCAUCUGCCUCUCUGUUUAUUGCUCAGUGUAUUUCAGUCCAGUUUUCACCUGCUUGUUGCCAGAUUGUGCCAGCGCAUUUUCCUGAGCCUUUCCAGCAUCCAUAUCUAUACUCUGCCUGAACUUUGAUGCCGACUUUGUUUGCACUUUGGGAUUUGUUACUUAAUUAAUAUCCCUGUGUGCACAGUACGAGAUCUGUGAUUGGAUCACUGCUCCAGUGUCCUGACACGCAGUGAGACUAAUUCAAAAGUAUAAUUACAAGUUUUGUAAGCAACCUGCAACGUGUCACCAUGUCUCACCAGCACUAUCGUGCUGUACCACAUCAUGGAGUUAGGCAAUGUUGUUAGUGCAAGCCUCAAGAUAAUCAUUUUCUUAAAGCCCAUCACCCCUAUUGGGGCAUUGUCUGCUGACAGCAGCUCAAAGUCCUCUGUCCUGGGUUCAAAGUUGAUCAGCCCCUGUGGCAUCUGCUUUCAUCACAUGACUUCAUGUGUCUUCCAGGUGAAGAUCAGUCCUCUCCCAGGGAUGAGGUCUUUGGAGUUUCAGUUGGUGUUUCUGUAACUCUGGGUUAAGUGAUGGGGUUGCUAGCCCCAUGCCUUGCCCUUGACCUUUUGCAGCCAGGCUUGGGAUUGUCCAUGGCGGAGUUAAGCCUCAGGAAGAGCAGCCCAUUUAUUUAGCCACUGUGGAGAGGGGUUGCUACUUGGAGUACUUGCCCAAACAGUACAUACACACACACAUAAAAUAACUGUAAAUGCUCAGUUCUGGUUGCCUCAUUACAAAAGGCAUGUAGAGCCUUUAGAGAGGGGUGCAGAGAAGAUUUAGACCAAUGGACAUUGGAGCAGAAACUGGCCAUUUGGCCCAUUGAGAAUGGGCCACCAGAUUUAUCAGGAUGCUGCCUGAACCAGAGGGCAUGUCUUGUGAGAAAGGCCGAGCAAGCAAGUGCUUUCCCCUCUGGAGCAAAGGAGGAUGAGAGGUGACUGGAUAGUGGUGUACAAGUGGCAUAGAUCAAGUGGACAGCCGGAGACUUUCUGAAAAUGGCUAAUACAAAGGGCACGACUUUAAGGUGUUUGGAGGAAAGGAUAAUGGGGAUGAGAUGUCAGUGGCCAAGUUUUUUCCAACAGAGAAGUAGGUGAGUGGAACACCCUGCCAGGGGUGGUGGAAGAGGCAUAUGCAUUAGAGGCAUUUAAGAGACUCUAGAUAGGCACAUGGGGAAGUUUAGAUUGAAGUUGUAAUACUCCGCACAAUAUUGUGGGCUGAGCUGCUUGUACUGUGCUGCACUGUUCUAUGUAGUCACUGACUUGUGUUGACCUCUUUAUAAUUGAAUUAUUCAAUUAGUUCCACUGCCCUGCUUUUUAAUUAGUCCAGCCAUCCUUCCCAGUCAAUGUCGAUGACAUUUCCUCAAGUUACAGAGGAGUUGUAUUGAAUGAUAACUCUUCUCAUUGAUAUGCAUGGUCAUGUUCCAAUGUAGCCGGGGAGAGGAGCAUACUUUGUCAGGCACUUUUGCUCAGCCGCCACAAAAGGCAGGAUUUCUCGCUGGCCACUCACUUCAAUUCCGACAUGUGGGUCCGUAGCCUCCUCCACUACAACAGUGAGGUCACACUUAGGUUGGAGGAGCAACACCUUGUAUUCCAUCUGCAUAGCCUCCAACCUGGUGGCAGGAAUAUUGAUUUCUCAAACUUCCCCCUUCCUUCUCGAUUUAUUCCCCAUUCUGAUUUCCUUCUCACCUCUUCUUUUUCCCCUCACCUGCCCACCAUCUCCUUCCGGCCCACCGUCCUCUCUAUCAGAUUCCUCCUCCUUCUUCAGCCCUUUAUCUCUUCUGUCACCUACCACCUUCCCCCGCCCCCCACAAACUUUUCCCCUCACCUGCCAGCUUGUACUCUUACCCCUCCCCAGCUUCUUAUUCUGGCUUCCGUUCACUUCCUUUCCGGUCCUGCCGACGGGUCAACUGCUGUCCCUUUGCCAUAGAUGGCGCCUGACGUGCUCCAGCAUUUUGCGUGUGUUGCAUCUGCAGAUUUUCUUAGCUUUUCACGUAACAUUUCAUGGCUGAUCCUGGAGAAUCUGCAGAGUUGUGAUAGCUACAAUUGCUGUGUAAUUUUCUUGACUUCCUCUUUUUUUU
Molecule: messenger RNA, 6088 nt
Organism: Hypanus sabinus (Atlantic stingray)
Lineage: Eukaryota; Metazoa; Chordata; Chondrichthyes; Myliobatiformes; Dasyatidae
Product: lactosylceramide alpha-2,3-sialyltransferase-like
Exons: 7
Coding region: 270-1169 (299 amino acids)
Molecular function (GO): lactosylceramide alpha-2,3-sialyltransferase activity
Source: RefSeq, a predicted model, not a curated record